GCAGUUGCGAACUCUGUCGAGCACAUCGGGUCUCUUAGCCCUCCCAAACAUUUACUAGGCACCGUAUGUAUGACGAUAUCAUAAAUUCCGUUCCUCACUUUUCCAACGUCGAUAGAGUUGCUGUAGCGUAAUUCCGACCCGUUUUUUUUCUUUUCGGAUUCACAAGCUUUGAGCGUUCGAGAUAUAUAAACUUUGAACGGCCCGUUAUAUUCUUCGAUCGUGUCGCAUCUAGAUUGAUCUUUUUUACUUCCUUCCUUUCCGUUCCUAACUUGCGCUCGUUUUUCUUUUAUAAACCCACACAACAAACAGUUUCCAUACCAUACCAGUCCAGUCCAGCCCAGUCUACCGCAUGUUUUGAAUCAGCAAAGUUGGGGGAUUAUCUUACUCGCGAGAACGAACGCCUGGUCUUGUUCUGCCCGAAGGUUCUAGCAUUUAUUUCGUUUUGAGCUUUUCGUACCAAAUGUAUCUCGCUUCCGUCCUCGCAGGCGUCGUGGCGUUCGCAUCCGCUCGCGUGAUCCACCGAGACGACCCCUACGUCGGCGACCUCAGGACCUUCACCGUGACCGGCUGCUACGCCGAGAACCAGGGGGUCGGGACGUUCACCGAGUCCAUGGUCAACAUCUGCCAAUCGUACCCGCUGAAGUUCAGCUCCAUAUCCAUCCACCUAACCGAUGGCUGGACCUUCCGAGCGUACAGCACGCCCAACUGUAAAGAUCCCGGGACCAUCAUCAAGAGGACGAUGCCGGGCGACAACGUGCCCCUGAUCUGCAACAACAAUCCUAGGCCGUGGGUGGCCUACAUGGUCGUCCCGAUGGGGUCUUGGGAGGAUGGGCCUUGUGAUGGGGACGAGGAAUGACUCGAUUCUUCUUGAACCGAACUUAAACCCAUAGGUACCCCAAGUGCUUCGAGCUAUCGGGAACUAGAUGUCGACGAGAUUUUCUUAUUGGGGGGGGCUAUUUCGUCGGUUCAGAUCUACCAUUUAUAUACACGAUAUGUAUGGCUACCGGAUUUCUUUUUUGGUCGAAUAUUAUGUGGAGUUGGUUGGGACGGGAAAAGGCUGCACGAGGUAGCUUUGUGUACGGUAAUCUUUUGACUUCACAUCAAGAUCAGGACUUGAAAUGUAUAAUAUCCAUUAUAAGUAAAUACAUACAAUCGAUACUCGGUCUCGGGAG
This is a messenger RNA of Hypoxylon fragiforme, 1172 nucleotides long. RefSeq lists its product as uncharacterized. Lineage: Eukaryota; Fungi; Ascomycota; Sordariomycetes; Xylariales; Hypoxylaceae. The transcript is spliced from 2 exons. The record is from RefSeq and is a predicted model, not a curated record. The coding region runs from base 461 to 856 and encodes 131 amino acids.